This is a messenger RNA of Polypterus senegalus (gray bichir), 2766 nucleotides long. Its product is annotated as potassium-transporting ATPase alpha chain 2-like. Lineage: Eukaryota; Metazoa; Chordata; Cladistia; Polypteriformes; Polypteridae. The transcript has 18 exons. Gene Ontology annotation, cellular component: membrane. Gene Ontology annotation, biological process: proton transmembrane transport; sodium ion export across plasma membrane; intracellular potassium ion homeostasis. Gene Ontology annotation, molecular function: P-type sodium:potassium-exchanging transporter activity; ATP binding; ATP hydrolysis activity. The record is from RefSeq and is a predicted model, not a curated record. Bases 94 to 2766 code for a protein of 890 amino acids.
AGUGCAAAAGCGGCAGAGGUUCUGGCCCGAGAUGGUCCCAACGUACUCACCCCUCCCAAAGGCACCCCUGAAAUUGUGAAGUUCCUCCGGCAGAUGAUCAGUGGCUUCUCACUCUUGCUUUGGGCUGGAGCUGUCCUCUGCUGGAUCGCGUAUGGAGUUCAGGUUUCUCAAGCGCCUGAUGUCCCCAGAGAUAACCUCUACCUUGGAGUGGUGUUGGCCGGUGUUGUCAUCCUGACUGGAUGCUUUGCCUACUUCCAGGAAGCUAAAAGCACUAACAUCAUGGCCAGCUUCCGAAACAUGGUCCCUCAGCAAGCCUUGGUCUGGAGAGAUGGAGAGAAGAAACAGAUUCUGGCCAGUGAGCUCGUUGUGGGAGACCUGGUGGAAAUCAAAGGUGGCGACCGGAUACCAGCAGAUGUGCGGGUCAUUUCUGCCCAGGGUUGCAAGGUCGACAACUCCAGCCUGACAGGAGAAUCUGAACCCCAGAGCCGUUCUCCGGAACUCACUCACGAAAACCCCCUGGAAACAAAGAACAUCGGCUUCUACUCCACGACCUGCCUCGAAGGAACAGCCACAGGCCUUGUGAUCAGUACCGGUGACCAGACGAUCAUCGGCAGGAUUGCAUGUCUGGCCUCUGGAGUGGGCGACGAGAAGACACCUAUCGCCGUUGAAAUUGAACAUUUCGUGCACAUCGUCGGAGGUUUUGCUUGCUCCGUCGGGGUCAUCUUCUUCGUUAUCUCUCUUGGCAUGGGCUACAAAAUAAUGGAUGCCAUUGUCUUUCUCAUUGGUAUCAUUGUAGCUAACGUGCCAGAGGGUCUAAUCGCCACAGUCACAGUCAGUCUGUCCUUGACAGCCAAGCGAAUGGCAAAAAAGAACUGCCUGGUGAAAAAUCUGGAAGCUGUGGAGACCCUGGGCUCGACCUCCAUCAUCUGCUCCGACAAAACAGGAACCCUCACCCAGAACCGAAUGACGGUGGCUCACUUGUGGUUUGACAAUGAGAUCGUGUCAGCAGACACCAGUGAAGAUCAAAAGAAUCAAAGCUUCGAUCAAAGCUCAGUCACAUGGAAACACCUGUCCCGGAUUGUGGCCCUCUGUAAUCGGGCCGAAUUCCUUGCCAAGCAAGAGGAUGUCCCCAUUAUGAAGAGAGCCGUAAUGGGAGAUGCUUCUGAGACGGCCCUCCUCAAAUUCUCUGAGGUCGUCUAUGGAAACGUGAUGGCAUACAGAGAGAAAAACAAGAAAGUCUGUGAAAUCCCCUUCAACUCAACCAACAAGUUUCAGCUUUCCAUACAUGAAACAGAUGACCCUCACGACAAGCGCUUUCUUCUGGUGAUGAAAGGGGCUCCAGAGCGAAUCCUGGACCGCUGUUCUACCGUCAUGUUAAAUGGCAAGGAGGUGCCGCUGGAUGACAGCUUUAAGGAGACCUUCCAGACAGCCUACAUGGAGCUUGGAGGAAUGGGAGAACGUGUUCUUGGUUUCUGCCACCUGUUGCUUCCUGAGGAUGAGUUUCCCGACUCGUACCCCUUUGACGUCGAGAGCAUGAACUUCCCAACCAGCAACCUCUGCUUUGCUGGCCUCCUGUCCAUGAUUGAUCCACCUCGGUCCACGGUGCCUGAUGCCGUCAGCAAAUGCCGCAGUGCCGGGAUCAAGGUGAUUAUGGUGACUGGAGACCAUCCCAUUACUGCCCAGGCAAUUGCAAAGAGUGUUGGCAUCAUUUCAGAAGGCAGCGAGACAGUGGAUGAAAUUGCCAGGCGCUUGAACAUUCCUAUUUCUCAAGUGAACAAGAAAGAUGCCAGAGCAGCUGUUGUGAACGGAAUGCAGCUAAAAGACAUGACGGAUAGCGAUCUCGACGAGAUCCUGAGGAACCAUGGGGAGAUUGUGUUCGCUCGCACUUCACCUCAGCAGAAGCUCGUCAUUGUCGAAGGCUGCCAGCGUAUGGGUGCCAUUGUUGCAGUCACCGGGGAUGGUGUUAAUGACUCCCCUGCACUAAAGAAAGCAAAUAUUGGCAUCGCCAUGGGGAUUGCUGGUUCUGAUGCAGCCAAAAAUGCAGCUGACAUGAUCCUUAUGGAUGAUAAUUUUGCCUCAAUUGUCACUGGUGUGGAAGAAGGUCGCUUGAUUUUUGACAACUUGAAGAAGGCAAUCUCAUACACCCUGACAAAGAAUAUAGCUGAGCUCUGUCCUUUUCUCAUCUACAUCAUUGUCAGCUGCCCCCUGCCAAUAGGAACCAUCACCAUCCUCUUCAUUGAUUUGGGUACCGACAUUAUUCCAUCUGUCUCGCUGGCCUACGAGAAAGGGGAGACUGACAUCAUGAACAGGAAGCCCCGUCACCCAAAGAGAGACCGCCUGGUGAACUGGCAGCUUGCCCUCUACUCCUACUCUCAGAUCGGCAUGAUUCAGUCCGUAGGAGCGUUCUUCUGUUAUUUCACUGUACUGGCCCAGCAAGGUUUUUUGCCCGCACGCCUCAUCAAUAUACGAGUUUCUUGGGAGGAUAAAAAUGAUCAAGAUCUGGAAGACAGCUAUGGCCAAGAAUGGACAUAUGAGCAGCGCCGGUACCAGGAGUCGGAAUGCUACACCGCCUUUUUCGUUAGUAUUGUCAUUUCUCAACUGGCUGAUCUGAUUAUUCGGAAAACAAGAAUGAACUCCAUUUUCCAACAGGGAAUGUUGCGCAACAAGGUCCUUCUUUUUGGUCUGGCCUCCCAACUCAUCAUUGCUGCUUUCCUGUCCUACUGUCCUGGAAUGUAUGAUGCACUGCGGUUUUGCCCCCUCAGGUAA